Messenger RNA from Nerophis ophidion (straightnose pipefish), 5251 nucleotides. It is a transcript of the gene ecel1, whose product is annotated as endothelin-converting enzyme-like 1. Gene Ontology annotation, biological process: protein processing. Gene Ontology annotation, molecular function: metalloendopeptidase activity. The coding region runs from base 659 to 3052 and encodes 797 amino acids. Lineage: Eukaryota; Metazoa; Chordata; Actinopteri; Syngnathiformes; Syngnathidae. Gene Ontology annotation, cellular component: plasma membrane. The record is from RefSeq and is a predicted model, not a curated record. The transcript has 19 exons.
AGUCCCGGCAGUAAGUGGCGCACAGCACCCAGGUUCUUUUGGGCUGACCUCCGUAGGGAAGCGUAUCAUCCACUCGGACUUCUACUGGAGAGCUCAGUCUUCUUCCCUCGAUUGGCUCGGGCACUUUUAAUUUCCCACCGGGUAUUUUAAUUUACUCUCCACAGACUUGGGAGGCUGUAGGCUCUGCAGCGGCGGCAGUAAGUGGUGGACAUCCCAACGUGUGUGCCGAUUUCUGGAAAGAAGCGCGUCAUCUACUUGGACUUCCACUUGACAGAGCAGUCAUUUGCAGCGUCCUUCCCUCCGAGUGUUUGGAUUUACUCUCCACAGGUGACCUGGAACAAGUUGGAGGGGAGGAGAGGAAGAGAUUCAAUUGAAAAAGGAGCAAAAAGAAAGAGGAGGGGCCACAUAACGAGCGACACCCAGGAGGUUUCCCAUUCCCAAUGGAAGUCCUCAUCCUGCCUACUCAUGGUUUGAAAAGGCAAGGCAAAGACAAGGUAGCCUAAAGAAGGCCUUGUCCUCUUUGCUUUGCCCUGCGUGACCGCCCUGUAUUUAGCUCUGCCGGAGUCAUGGUUUUAAUCUGAACACAAAAAUAAGUCUUUAAUCCCCCACCCAACACAGCCGUCCGCUAUUGCCAUCUAAUUCAUAACAUCCCAUUGUCAUGGAGAAGACGUAUUCACUGACCGCCCACUAUGAUGAGUUCCAGGAAGUGAAAUACGGCGGCCGCUACAGCAGUGACAUCCUCAGUAAUGGCAUGACCCUUCAUUUGGGUGGCAGUCUGGACCGACAUAUCGGGCGCGCCCGGGGAGGAACGUGGUCAAACAGUCGCAAUAAAGAUGCGAGCGGCACCGGCGGUGGUCUCCCUCGAUGGAGCCGGAGGGAGAUUUGCCUCCUCUCUGCUUUGGUCUUCGCAGCGGGCAUGUGUGUGAUUUUGGCCAGCAUGCUGGCACUGAAAUAUAUUUCCUUGGAGGCGCAGCAGGACCCACAGUGCAGGCAAGACUGCCAGCAAAGACGCGCACUGCUGCGGGCCGCACGCUUUAUCCAAGCCAAUAUCGACCCCACCAUCCAGCCCUGCCAGGACUUUUACUCCUUCGCCUGCGGUGGCUGGUUGAGGCGUCACGCCAUCCCAGAAGACAAGCUCAGCUAUGGCAUCAUCACAGCCAUAGGGGAACACAAUGAAGAGAAGCUACAUCGCAUCCUUAUGGACCCCGUUCGGAGGCGUGAGCCUGAUUCGGCCGAGCGCAAGGUCAAGGAAUUUUACAGAUCUUGUGUCAACAUCAAAGAGAUUGACAAGCUGGGUUCUGACCCCAUGACUGAGGUGAUAGACAGCUGCGGAGGCUGGGAUCUAGUUGGCGCUCCCGCUGGUGCUGCUGGCUGGGAGAAAGAGGGUGCCCCGCAAAGGCCGGACUUCAAUGAGCUGCUGUACAGGACACAGGGCGUGUAUAGCACUGCAGUCUUCUUCUCGCUCACCGUCAAUGUGGAUGACAAAAACUCCUCUCGAAAUGCUAUCAGGAUUGAUCAGGAGGGACUAACACUACCUGAGAGGAGCCUCUACUUGGGUGAGGAUGAGGACAGUGUGAAGAUCUUGGCGGCAUACAAGGCCUUGAUGGAGCGCUUACUGAGCAUGCUGGGGGCUCACAACGCUACACAAAAGUCCAAAGAGAUUAUAGAGCUGGAGACCCGUCUGGCCAAUAUAACUGUGUCUGAAUAUGAGGACCAGAGAAGGGACGUCAGCACGAUGUACAACCGUAUUACACUCAGGCAGCUGCAACGCAUGGCUCCUGGUCUUCACUGGAAACGCUUGCUGGAUAGAAUCUUCCACGACAACUUCUCUGAAGAUGAGGAGAUAGUGGUGCUUGCCACCGAUUACAUCCAAAAAGUGUCCGACGUCAUCAAGACCACUUCCAAAAGGGUUCUCCAUAACUACAUGUUGUGGCGUAUUGUGGCAGCGCUCAGCGAAAAUCUGUCCACCGCCUUCAGGAGCACCAUUUAUGAGUUUUCUCGGGAAAUUGAUGGCACGGAGCAGCAGCUGGAGCUGGGCAGAGUGUGUCUCACACAGGCCAACAAACACUUCGGCAUGGCCCUAGGAGCACUUUUUGUCCAGGAGCACUUCUCCUCACAGAGCAAAGCAAAGGUGCAAGAGUUGGUGGAGGACAUAAAGCACGCCCUGGACCUCCGGCUGGAGGAGCUUGACUGGAUGGAUGAAGCCACCAAGGAGGCCGCCAGAGCAAAGCUGAAGUACAUGAUGGUCAUGACAGGAUACCCGGACUUCCUGCUCAAACCCGAGCUCAUAGAUCAAGAAUACGGGUUUGAGGUGGAUGAGAACACCUACUUCAAGAACAUCCUAAACAGCAUCAAGUUCAACAUCAAGCUAUCGAUCAAGAAGAUUCACGAAGAAGUGGACAAGAACGCGUGGCUUCUCCCCCCACAGGCGCUGAAUGCCUACUACCUUCCUAACAAGAACCAAAUGGUUUUCCCAGCCGGCAUCCUGCAACCUACUUUGUACAACCCUGAGUUCCCACAGUCUUUGAACUAUGGCGGAAUAGGAGCAAUCAUUGGCCAUGAACUGACACAUGGAUAUGAUGACUGGGGGGGCCAGUAUGAUCGCCACGGCAACCUCAAACAGUGGUGGACUGAGGACAGUUACAGAAAGUUCCAGAAGAAGGCUGAAUGUAUUGUUAAGCUCUACAACAAUUUCACAGUUUACAAUCAAAGGGUGAAUGGCCGCCUGACACUGGGGGAGAACAUAGCAGACAUGGGAGGACUCAAACUGUCAUACUAUGCGUACCAGAAGUGGGUGAGGGAGCACGGCCCUGAGAAGCCCCUACCAGGCCUCAAAUAUACACAUGAACAACUCUUCUUCAUCGCCUUUGCACAGAACUGGUGUAUGAAAAGAAGAUCUCAGUCAAUAUACUUGCAACUGUUAACCGACAAACAUGCACCAGAACACUACAGAGUGAUCGGCAGCGUUUCCCAAUUCAAAGAGUUUUCCCGUGUUUACCAUUGUGGGAAAGGCUCCCCUAUGAAUCCUGAUGACAAAUGUUCUGUAUGGUGACACCGCUUCACAUGCCUCAUUAUAUUUUGCGUUAAUCAGAACCACCACAUAAUAAAAGUUCAUCUUUUUAAAAGGAAAAAUGCCAACAUGCAUAUAAAGCAUUGUCGCCUAACCAAGCUAACAUCCGAGUACAACACUUAUCAUUGACUAUAUAUAUUUUUCUAUGUUUACAUUUAUUUUUAAAUCAUCUAUUUUUGUAUUACAACAGGCUCAUGCUGUUGGUGAGCUGUCUUGGUUUUUACUUAGCAGGUUCCAAGCACUAACCUAUUUUUCUCGAUCAUUUAUCCGCUGAUGCAUCAACCAGGACAUUCCAGAAGAAGUAGAAGGUCAGCAGCAGCUGUGAUCUCAGUCAGAUUGCAGCACGUUUUAGGACCAACAGGAAGGUAGCAUGGUUGCCUCUGCCUCAGCAUUGUGAUUAAGGUUGUUGUAUCGUCUGCCUGCAUUGUUCUCUUUGUUCUUGUAUUUCUACUUUUUUAAGAGACGGUUUUAAGAAAGGUUUAUUAUGAUGGUUGACCUCAGGAAGUUUAGAGCCAAAAGAAGGAUGCAAUCUUUUUGUCGCCUCAUCAUCACCUGAUCGAUAAAAUAUAACACAAAAAGCUAUUAUUUCCUGACUGGAACAUGAGCUUGAACCUACCAAACCCAGAAACUGCGAGAUAUGGUAUAAAAAUAUGGUGUAUAAAUUUCCCACCAGUUUAUGUUGACGCCUCUCGGACUGACUGACUGACGCGACAUAAGUGAAACGGUCAAAAACAUAAUAAAAGAUGUUUGUUGACAUGCGUGCAUUUUGUUAUUGCGGUGGUAAUCCAUGUCUAAUUUUUUAAGCUUAUUGUGCACACCCUUUUAUGCUUUGCACCUAGAACAAACUUUUUGACUAGGGUCCGCGUUGGCCUUAAAAAAAUUUGAAAUUUGAAAGCGAACUGCAUGCAAAGUAACUAUUUGGGUUUGGGUUUUUGGGGUAAAAAAAAAAUGUCCUGAUAGUGUUUAAAAGUAGAGUUAAAGUCAUUAGGAAGUGGUUGACAGUAAGAAUUAACAGAAUGUAAAAAAAUUUCUUUUUUGAUGACGUCAUCAAAAGUGGAUAGUGGCGUGUCAUCAGGGGGCAUGUCAUUAGGAGGCGCCAACGGGAUGACGUCGCCCCGUCCACUUUUAAUGACGUCAUAGACAAAGAUAUUGUUUUACAUUCUGUUAAUUCUUACUGUCAGCCGCUUCCUAAUGACUUUAAUUCUACUGUUAAACACUAUCAGGACAUUUUUUUACCCCAAAAACCCAAACAGAAUAUGAUUUCUGAAGUGUUUUUGAGCCCAUGUGGUGAUAUCCUUUACACAGUGAUGUCGCUUUUUGAUGCAGUACCGCCUGCGGGAUCCAAGGUCACGGGCAUUCAAUGUUAUGUGCAGUGAUUUCUCCAGCUUCUCUGAACCUUUUGAUGAUAUUACGGAACGUAGAUGGAGAAAUCCCUAAAUUCCUUUCAAUAGAUCGUUGAGAAAUGUUGUUCUUAAACUGUUUGACGAUUUGUUCACGUAUUUGUUCACAAAGUGGUGACCCUCAACCCAUCCUUGUUUGUGAAUGACUGAGCAUUUCAUGGAAGCUGCUUUUAUACCCAAUCAUGGCACCUGUUUUUAUUUUUAAAAGGCAUGUUACAUGUUAAAAUUGUGCUCUAAACUCAUUGAUUUUAAAUACAUUAGAAUGGGUGACGUUUAUUUGAGAUACAAGUGCUUUGAAUGAAGAGCUCCGAAACAUAACCAAUGAAACUGGUAUCCCGAGGUACCACUGUACUGUAUUACAACACGUGUCGACAGAAACAGAAAAUGUUUUCAAUUAAAAUGACCACUCCAGGUUUUCCAUUUCAUGUCAACAAAAACAGUAAUCCGAAAAACACGGUGGACCAGGACUUGAUGAUUUGCUCGACAUAAAUGGGACCGACUUAAGCAGUAUCACUGUAAGAAAAUAUUGGCUGGAUGGUGACUUGUGCAUUUGUACAGUGAUAUUUUUUCCAAAAAUACUUUUUUAUGCAACACGUGAAUGAGAUGUUACUGUUGUACAGUUGUUUUUGACUCUUAGCAACACAAAGUUCUAAUAACUGCCAUACAUGGAUCACUCAUGCGGAAAAAAAAAAACUGUACGGCUGCAAGUUCACAUGUGGCUGCUGUUGUUUUACCAUCUAUGGUUUGCUGUUCAAUGUUUGAAUAAAUACAAACAAACGCU